Messenger RNA from Ruditapes philippinarum (Manila clam), 840 nucleotides. RefSeq names its product heavy metal-binding protein HIP-like. NCBI's taxonomy places the organism in Eukaryota, Metazoa, Mollusca, Bivalvia, Venerida, Veneridae. Bases 33 to 749 code for a protein of 238 amino acids. Gene Ontology annotation, molecular function: protein binding. The record is from RefSeq and is a predicted model, not a curated record. The transcript has 2 exons.
AUUAUUCUUACGUACUUAAUGAGAAAGCCAAGAUGUUUAAGAUGUUACAAAUCCUGCACUUAUUAGUACUAGUUCUAUUUCAAAGUUGUUUUAUCUCUUCAACAAAGCGAAUUUUAUUAGAUAAUAAUUUUUACACAAUUGUGAAUCGGCUGACAAAACUGGAAAAUACGGUCGCUGGAUUAAGUGGAAAUGUGACGGGAAACACAUCCUUGCAAUAUAUAGUCCAAGACGUUGCGUGGUUGAAAGGGCAAUAUCUUGCUACGUUAAAGUAUGAGAAUGCGACAUCGGCCGCCAUUCAUAGCCUUCAAAAGGACGUUGAAAUGCUUAAAGCUCAUAUAGUGAACCAGUCAACAACAGUUGUUGCGUUUAUGGCAUAUCUAACGACACAUGAGCGUGGCACAAACCACCACAUUUAUUUUGAUGAUGUAAAAACGAAUAUCGGUAAUGCAUAUAACCCUCGACAUGGUAUAUUUGUUGCACCUGUAAAUGGUCUGUACCAAUUCACUAUUACUGCUUGCUCUGAAGCCCAGCAUUAUAUUGUUUUAGAAAUAAACGUUAAAGACUUGAUCAUCGGUAAAGUUAUUGCUGGCAAUGGUUGGGCAGCAGAAUGCAAUUCCAAAGUAUUUAUCAUCCACAUUAUGAAGGGGGACGAUGUGUUUGUCACACAUUCAACUACUGGGGAAUGGCUUUAUGCCAAUGUUGCAUUUGGACUUCCAAGUUUUACUGGAUUUCUAAUUAAGGCAAUGUAGGCAUUUCAAUCGUUUAUUUAUAAGUUCAAACAUGUGUGUUUGGUAUUACCUGUGUCCUUUACAGUGUUAAUAUACUAGAGAAAUUAUCGAA